Molecule: messenger RNA, 909 nt
Organism: Auanema sp. JU1783
Lineage: Eukaryota; Metazoa; Nematoda; Chromadorea; Rhabditida; Rhabditidae
Source: the annotation of a GenBank genome assembly
AUGGACUUCCUGUCAUCUUCACAACAGACAGGCCUUUUGUCAUCAGCAGCCGCAGCUGCUGCAGCUGCCGCUGUCGCCGUAGCCGGAGUCCAACAGCCGACUUCAGAAGAAAAAGAUCUUUUAGCCGUAAUUGAAGCCAACGUUCGCCCAUCAGAUACAUAUGAACGACCAUCUCUUAGCUACAAGGAUUUAAUUAUCGAAGCCAUUGAAAGUAGUCCCGAAAAAAGGCUCAAACUCAACGAGAUUUAUCAGGUUAUUCGCUUGUUACACCCAUACUACCGUCAUCGUCCAGAUCAAUGGGGAUGGCAAAACUCCAUUCGCCACAAUCUAUCUCUCCACGAUUGUUUUGUGAAACUACCAUUGAAACAAACAUCCGCCAGCGGAGUUGUAGCUUCAGGCCAUUUCUGGACCGUAGUCCCAGAACUAAGUGAUAAGCAGACUUUGAGAAGACGGAACCGUCAAGCUACUCGUACUGCUUCUCGGACCAAGACUAUCGAAUCUAUGGGUGUAAAAGAAGAAACUUCAACAUCUUCUGGUGGAAGCUCUCCUACGCCAUCUACAACUUCUAUAUCUCCACCUAACGAUUUGCCCAAACCUCAAGCCAGCUAUGGAAAUCUGGAUCUAUUGAACGCUGCUAUUAAUGGUGAAAAUAACUAUGGACAUUCAUUACUGCAAGCUUAUUUGUAUCAACAAGGACUAUUAAAUAUCCAGCAACAGUUGGUAGAAAUGGCCACAAGCGGAAAUAAUCCUUUGGCAGGUCUGGCUGCAGCAGCGAAUCCCUUAUCGGUGAAUCCAUUGCUAGCCUUAAGCCUAGCAGCGAAUAACCUGCAAACCCUAAGUGCCCUGAGUACGCCGGCUCCUACGUCUCCCAUCAAUCCUAUCAAACAGGAGCCAGCUUUUAUGCUUUGA